AUGUUUCACAAAAUCGACCCACAUUUGAAUGGUGAUAAUAAUGUAGAUGGUGGUGAUGUAGAUGAUGUAAUUAAUGGCAAUGUAGAUAAUGGCGAUGUAGACGCUGAUGAUGGCGAUGUAGAUUUUGGUGAUGUAGAUAAUGGUGAUGUAGAUCAUGGCGAUGUAAAUGAUAGUGAUGUAGACGAUGAUGAUGGUGAUGUAGAUGAUAGUGCUGGAGAUUAUAGUGCUGAAGAUUAUGGUGAUGUAGAUGAUGAUGUAGAUGAUGGUGAUGUGGAUGAUGGUGCUGUAGAUGAUUAUGCUGUAGAUGAUGGUGAUGUAGAUGAUGGUAACGUGGAUGGUGGCGUUGACGAUUUAAAAAACAUUAGCACAAGACAGUGCUUCGCGAAGCGGAGCCUAGGCGGCCCGCAGCGCCGCUCGAGGGCCGAAGGCCCGAGAGAAACGUCAACUCGGCGAAGCUGA
Messenger RNA from Anoplophora glabripennis (Asian longhorned beetle), 459 nucleotides. RefSeq names its product prostatic spermine-binding protein-like. The coding region runs from base 1 to 459 and encodes 152 amino acids. Lineage: Eukaryota; Metazoa; Arthropoda; Insecta; Coleoptera; Cerambycidae. The record is from RefSeq and is a predicted model, not a curated record. The transcript is spliced from 3 exons.